AUGGCGGCCGGGCAGGGGGGCGGCGGCGGCAACGGCGGCGGCAACAACGGCAACGGAGCGGGGGGGCUGGGGAUCCCCGCUCACCUCACUCUCUCCUUCUCGGCCGGGCCGCACUGGGGCGCGGCGACUCUGCCGCAGCCGCACACGGUGCGCAGCCUGGACCGGGCCCUGGAGGAGGCGGGCAGCUCGGGCAUCCUAUGCCUCAGCGGGAGGAAGCUGCGCGACUUCCCCGGCAGCGGCUACGACCUCAGCGACACCACGCAAGCAGAUCUUUCAAAGAACAGGUUUACUGAAAUUCCUCCUGAUGUCUGGCUGUUUGCACCACUGGAAACUUUAAAUUUGUAUCACAACUGCAUCAAAUCCAUUCCAGAAUCUAUUAAAAACCUGCAAAUGCUUACCUACCUUAACAUUAGUCGAAAUCUUUUAUCAACAUUGCCAAAAUACCUGUUUGAUCUUCCACUUAAAGUUCUGGUUGUCAGUAAUAAUAAGCUGGUCUCCAUUCCAGAAGAAAUUGGAAAGUUGAGAGAUCUAAUGGAGUUGGAUAUUAGCUGCAAUGAACUUCAAGUUCUUCCCCAGCAGAUAGGAAAAUUGCAGUCACUUAGAGAAUUAAACAUAAGAAGAAAUAAUCUCCAUAUGUUGCCAGAUGAAUUAGGAGACCUUCCCUUGGUAAAGCUGGAUUUUUCUUGUAAUAAAAUUACAGAAAUUCCAAUUUGUUACAGAAAGUUACGUCACUUACAAGUUAUAGUUUUGGAUAACAAUCCAAUGCAGAUACCACCAGCACAGAUAUGUUUAAAGGGUAAAGUACAUAUAUUUAAAUUUCUCAGCAUUCAGGCGUGCCUCAGAAUAGAUAAAAAACCAGAUUCUUUGGAUCUUCCGUCAUUAGGUAAACGAAUCCCCUCCCAGCCACUUACAGACAGCAUGGAGGACUUUUAUCCCAAUAAAAAUCAUGGACCAGACUCUGGCAUCGGAAGUGAUAAUGGGGAUAAAAGGUUGUCCACAACAGAACCAUCUGAUGAUGAUACAAUCAGCCUUCACUCCCAGGUAUCAGAAUCAACAAGGGAACAGACAUUAAGGAAUGACAAUCAUGUAAUAGGAAGUAAACUUGAUCCACAGAAAGACCAGGAGGUGUAUGAUUACAUUGAUCCGAAUGCAGAAGAGGGAGCUGUUCCUGAGCAAGGAGAUAUACAGAUUGGACCAUUGCUGUCUUGUAUCAAGGAACGGGGGAAACAUCCCGAGAAAUCCCAGAAAAUAGAACAGAAUGAGGACUGGGGAGGUGAAAAAAGACUUCAGAAAGAACAGCUGCUGGCUGAAGAUGAUGAUGAACUCAAAGAAGUGACUGACUUGAGAAAAAUAGCAGCUCAGUUACUACAGCAAGAACAAAAACACAGACGAAGGCCAUUAAGCUAUAGAACUUCAUUCAGUGAAAAACUCUUCCAGAGGACAAGGGCGGCAGGACGUGCAUCAAGGCUUCUUAAUCAUUCAGUUUCAGUAAGCACAAGGAACAGGCCAAAGCAGCCAAUGGAAUCUGAAAAAUGUGUCUCAACAGAUGAAGUGAAUUCCCCAGUGUCCCCAUACAGCUGGCAGCCACUGGAAAACCAGAAGGAUUCAAUGGAUGAGCAGCAUUGGCCAGAAACACAGCCAGUGAUUUGGCAGAAUGAAGAAAGACGGAGAAGUAAACAAAUUAGAAAAGAGUAUUUCAAGUAUAAGUCUUCCAGAAAGAGUUCAAGUGGAAAUGAAAAUGAUGAGCAAGACAGUGAUAAUACUAAUGUGUCUCCACAGUCUCCUGUAUCGUCUGAGGAUUAUGAAAGGACGGAUAGUAACAUUCAUGGUCCAUUUGGUCUCAAACCAAGGUCAGCUUUCAGCCGUGCAUCACGCCAGGACUAUGGUGCAGUGGAUCCUGGAUUUACAAUGAGGAGGAAAAUGGAGCAUUUAAGGGAAGAAAGGGAACAAAUAAGACAGCUUCGCAAUAAUCUUGAAUCAAGGUUAAAAGUAAUUUUGCCAGACGACAUUGGAGCAGCAUUGAUGGAUGGAGUAGUUCUUUGCCAUUUAGCCAAUCACAUAAGGCCACGUUCCGUUGCCAGCAUUCACGUACCAUCGCCAGCAGUGCCUAAACUCAGUAUGGCAAAGUGCCGAAGAAAUGUUGAAAACUUUCUUGAUGCUUGUAAAAAAUUGGGCGUUCCACAGGAGAGACUUUGCUUGCCUCAUCACAUUCUGGAGGAAAGGGGUCUGGUGAAGGUUGGCCUCACAGUUCAAGCGCUGCUUGAAUUGCCUACAUUGAAAGUAUCUCAGCUUUCCUCCAUGUGACAUGACUUCUUGGAAGCUAGACAACUUACCAUUCGAUCUGUUGAUUUGGAUUGCUCUGAGACAAUUCAGCUUCCUACAUGGGAGCAUCCAAGCCAUCAAAAACUAAUAUCUGUCCAGAUGCUGUAGAGAGCCUUACUUUGGAGUUGUACAUGAAAAUCAUGGAGUCAGCUGACAGUUAGAAGAACAUAAUUCUUUUUUUCUUUUGUAAUUGGAUGCACAAAGAGGUUGUGGUAGCAUCAGGUUCUCUUUCCAGUUAAGUUAAAAGCUGCCAUUUAACAUCUCUCAGUGUUGCAGUUAAAUGCUGGAUUUCUUUUCCUACAUUGAAAAUGUUGUUUGAAUUAUUUUAGAAGUACAAAGCACACCCCCCACACUUUAAUCUUUCAAGUCAAUCAUUUGAUUUAAAGGUAAGACAAAAAUGUAGCGAUGAUAUGAUGGUAAAAAUGCGAGCGACUGAUCACUUGUAAUCCACUUUCACUCUCUCAAAGCUUAAUAUUUGUGUUCUUUAUUUUUUGCACUCCUGAUUGUAAUUUACACACUUCUAACAUUGCCAGUAUUUAGUCUGAGUGUAUGGUGAUUACACAAAACAGUAUACAAUGGGAAAAGGACACAUUUUAUUGAGUUUUUUCCAGUCUUCUAGGUUGGUGCCAAAUAUUUUUUCAGUUGUACUGUAGAUUGUUUACAUGUGAAGUGCCUGUGUAAUUGAUAACUCUUAAUAGUCUUAAACAUUUUUGAAUUUCUUUGUUUAAAAUAGAUAAAAUGGAAAUUUUUAAAUAUUUUAAUAGUUUUUUGUAAAAUCAGUACGUGAAGAUUUAAGUAAUACUUCAUAUUUUUGAUGUUGGGUGUUUUAAGUUUGUUGCACAAUUUAAUUGGUUAUUUUGUUGUCUAAUAAUUAGAAAAUACUGUAAAUACUUUUUAUUUAUGAUAUUUAAUUUGAUAAUACCUAAUCACUUUUGGUUUAAUGUACUGUUGGACAAAAAAAAGUUGUCUACUUUUCUUUGUUUGGGACAAACAAAUAUACACGUGAGUAAGACAUGA
Messenger RNA from Gymnogyps californianus (California condor), 3339 nucleotides. It is a transcript of the gene LRCH2, whose product is annotated as leucine rich repeats and calponin homology domain containing 2. NCBI's taxonomy places the organism in Eukaryota, Metazoa, Chordata, Aves, Accipitriformes, Cathartidae. Bases 1 to 2304 code for a protein of 767 amino acids. The record is from RefSeq and is a predicted model, not a curated record. Gene Ontology annotation, molecular function: protein binding. The transcript is spliced from 22 exons.